GCGGGGAACUCACUGGGUCGGGUCGGGUCGGGGCUGAGGUUCUUGUGGGGGGGGGGGCUCCAGAUUCGAGGUUGGGUCAAAACCCAGGCAGGCGGGAGCAGGCGCAGCCAUGAGGCGGGACGUGCGCAUCCUGCUGCUGGGUGAGGCUCAGGUGGGGAAGACAUCGCUGAUCCUGUCACUGGUGGGCGAGGAGUUCCCGGAGGAGGUCCCAGCCCGCGCAGAGGAGAUCACCAUCCCUGCCGAUGUCACCCCGGAGAAGGUGCCCACCCACAUUGUGGAUUACUCAGAAUCCGAGCAGACCGAUGAGGAGCUCCAGGAUGAGAUCCACAAGGCAAACGUGGUAUGUGUUGUAUAUGACACGUCCAAGGAGGCUACUAUUGAGAAGAUCCGAACCAAAUGGAUCCCGCUGGUGAAUGGCAGAACUGGAAGUGGGCCCAGGGUGCCCAUCAUUCUGGUGGGCAACAAGUCAGACCUGCGGCCAGGAAGCAGCAUGGAGGCUGUGCUGCCCAUCAUGAGCCAGUUUCCUGAGAUAGAGACCUGUGUGGAGUGUUCAGCCAAGCACCUGAGGAACAUCUCAGAGUUGUUCUACUAUGCCCAGAAGGCUGUUCUGCACCCCACACCCCCCCUCUAUGACUCUGAGACAAAGCAGCUGAGGCCCAAGUGUGCCCAGGCCCUUACACGCAUCUUCAGGCUCUCGGAUCAGGACCUGGACAACUCGCUUAGUGAUGAGGAGCUCAAUGCUUUCCAGAAGUCCUGCUUUGGCCACCCCUUGGCCCCACAGGCCUUGGAGGAUGUAAAGAGGGUGGUAUGCAAGAAUGUGCCAGGUGGCGUGCAGGAUGACCGGCUGACGCUGGAUGGUUUCCUCUUCCUGAACACACUCUUCAUCCAGCGUGGCCGGCAUGAGACCACAUGGGCCAUCCUACGGCGCUUUGGCUACAGUGACAUGUUGGAGCUGACCACUGACUACCUCUUCCCACCGCUCCACGUGCCCCCUGGCUGUACCACUGAACUUAACCACCAUGGCUACCAGUUUGUGCAACAAGUGUUUGAGAAGCAUGACCAGGACUGUGAUGGUGCCCUCUCGAGGGAGGAGCUGCAAAACCUCUUCAGCGUGUUCCCAGUGGCCCCCUGGGGUCCUGAGCUUCCUUACACUGUUCGCACCAAUGCAGGCCGGCUUCCUCUGCAUGGGUACCUCUGCCAGUGGACCCUGGUGACCUACUUGGAUGUCCAGCGCUCCCUCGAACAUCUUGGCUACCUGGGGUACCCCACCCUGUGUGAGCAGAACUCACAGGUUCAGGCCAUCACAGUCACCCGUGAGAAGAGGCUGGACCAAGAGAAGGGGCAAACACAGCGGAAUGUCCUCAUGUGCAAGGUGGUGGGGGCCCAAGGAGUGGGCAAGUCCUCCUUCCUGCAGGCCUUCCUUGGCCACAGCCUGGGGCACCAGGAUACCAAGCCAUUCCCCCAGGGAUCUCCUGUCUACGCCAUUGACACAGUACAGGUCAACGGGCAAGAGAAAUACCUGAUUCUGUGUGAAGUAAGCACAGACAGCCUGCUGGCCACCUUGCCCGAUGCUGCCUGUGACGUUGCUUGCCUGAUGUUCGAUGGCAGUGACCCUACGUCUUUUCUCUACUGUGCCAGCAUCUACAAGCGCCAUUACAUGGACGGCCAGACUCCCUGCCUCUUUGUCUCCUCCAAGGCUGACCUGCCUGAAGGUGUUGUCCCACCAGGCCUGUCACCGGCUGAGUUUUGCCACCGGCACCGGCUGCUCGCCCCAGCCCAGUUCUCCUGCAAAGGCCCAGCCCUGCCAAACACUGACAUCUUUACCCAGCUGGCCACCAUGGCUGCAUUCCCACAUCUGGCUCACACAGAACUGCACCCCACCUCCUUCUGGCUCCGGGGGAUGCUGGUAGCUGUCGGAGCCACUGUGGCAGCAGUUCUCAGUUUCUCACUCUACAAGGUCCUGGUGAAGAGCCGAUGAUGGCCUGGAAACCCUAACACAGCCUGCUAUUGGCGCCUUGGGGUCAGCAUGGCCUGUGUGUUGUGUGUUUUCAGCCCCACAGCAUGUCUGCAGGAACCCUAAAGCACUGGUGUAUGACUACUGCUUGGGGAGCAUCUGUCUUUCUAAACCUUUGCUUCUGAAGACAGGCCACCCCAGGCUGGGCUUUGUUCUGCCAUGCCAUGCCCUCGUUCCUGCUUGGCCUGAUGGUGGGGAGCAAGUGUACUGUCCGUGCAUGGCCUCACCCUUGCAGGUACCUGUAAGUGGGAGACAGGUAAUGGGCGAGGAAGUAGGUGACCAGACCUGGGGUUCUCAGGUCUUCCUGCCUCCUCCUUGGCCUAGGUGGUCAGAGGGUAUGCAGGGGCCAGAGGAGGUGGCCAGAACAGGAAGUGGCUAGACUGAGUGCAGCCCCUACCUUUCUGUCCAGUUAAGAGCCUUGCCCAUGGCCACAUCCACAGCAGAAGACAGAUUGGGUUUCCAAAUUAAACUUCUGUCCUUUCCA
Heterocephalus glaber (naked mole-rat) is the source of this 2498-nucleotide messenger RNA. It is a transcript of the gene Rhot2, whose product is annotated as ras homolog family member T2. Gene Ontology annotation, biological process: mitochondrion organization. NCBI's taxonomy places the organism in Eukaryota, Metazoa, Chordata, Mammalia, Rodentia, Bathyergidae. Gene Ontology annotation, molecular function: GTP binding; GTPase activity; calcium ion binding. The record is from RefSeq and is a predicted model, not a curated record. Gene Ontology annotation, cellular component: mitochondrial outer membrane.